Messenger RNA from Petromyzon marinus (sea lamprey), 4288 nucleotides. RefSeq lists its product as uncharacterized. Gene Ontology annotation, biological process: negative regulation of transcription by RNA polymerase II. Lineage: Eukaryota; Metazoa; Chordata; Hyperoartia; Petromyzontiformes; Petromyzontidae. The record is from RefSeq and is a predicted model, not a curated record. Gene Ontology annotation, cellular component: PRC1 complex; chromatin. Gene Ontology annotation, molecular function: chromatin binding.
CACAGAGAAGACACACACACACAGCACAGAGAAAGGAAUAUUCAUCCGCGCGCGCGCGCGCGCGCGCGCACACAGCAGUGAAGCGGUUCGAAUCCAACGCGAAAGCCGAAGGAAUUUGGAAUGUAAAUUGGAAUAUAUUUUCUUGGCUGUUUUUAUCAUCAUCAUCAUCAUAGCAGAUUGUACGUUUCGGUUUAUUUAAUAAUUUAUUCCGCUCGCUGCUGCGGGCGCUGACGGGGAGGGGAAAGAGGAGGAGGAGGGGGGGGGGGAAUUCGCGAGGAAUUUAUUGGUGCGUCUCCGAGCGGGGAUAUGGAGCUAUCCGCGGUGGGGGAGCAGGUGUUUGCCGUGGAGCAAAUUCAGAAGAAACGCGUCAGGAAGGGUCGUGUGGAGUAUCUGGUGAAGUGGCGAGGAUGGGCUCCCAGGCACAACACGUGGGAACCCGAAGAGAACAUCCUGGAUCCCCGACUCGUGGUCGCCUUUGAAGAAAGGGAGCAGAGAGAGCGAGUAUUUGGUUUACACAAGCGGGGUCCAAAGCCACGCCGCCUCCUGCUGCAGCCAGCACCGUCGCCUCUGGUUUCCCACGCACGCUACCCGCUGCUCGGAUAUCGCCGGUUCCCUGCAUCGCCACCAGCCGUGCCACCGCGCUUCAAGCAGCAGAGUGUGGUGCCGGGCUCGGCUCCCGGUGUCGGCGUAACCACCGUGCGGCCCUCCACCCCGAAUCGGCAACAGCAGCCGCAGCCGCCGCAGCCGCCGCAGCCGCCGCCGCAGCAGCCGCCACCGCCGCUCGCUCCUUCCUCCGGACUCGAAUUCGGCCGCGGUUCCGGCUACGGUUACGGAUUCGGCCAAAACCGCGGCGUAGCAAAGGGCGGCGACGCGAGCCGGGAUCGAACCCAGACGUCGCAGCUCGGCGGCGCGGAGGGCGGCCGACCGGAGACGCUGCCGGCGCGCGAGAAAGCGGCGACGGGGCGGUGCGAGCGCGAGGCCGGGGCGCUACGGCAACACGAGCGGCAGCAGCAACAGCAACACCACGAGCGGCAUCAGCAGGAGCGGCAUCAGCUGCAGUGGCAGCAGCAGGAUGAGUGGCAGCAGCAGCAGCAGAAGCGGAAAAAAAAGCGACUCAGGGACAAACAGAAGCGACACCGACACAAGCUACAGCUGCAGCUGCACCGGCUGCAGCUACAGCUACAGCAGAAGCAGCAGGAGACGCAGCAGCAGCAGAUAGGACAGCAGGAGACGCAGAAACAUGCCCAGGAGACACAGCAGCAGCAUCAGGAUAAGCAUCAUCAUCAGAAGCAGCAGCAUCAGAAGCAGCAGCAGCAGCAUAAUCAGAAGCAGCAUAAUCAGAAGCAGCAUAAGCAGAAGCAGCAUCAGGAGCAGCAGCAACAUAAGGAGCAGCAGCAGCAACAACAAGAGACGCAGCCAAAACAGGGCAGCCCUUGCACCGACUCCCAUAAUCAAGAGCAGCCCAUAGACCUGAGCUGUCUCAGUGGAAAUGGCUCCAACCAGCUCCCGGCAAGAGGGGUCUCUCCGAGUCAAGGGCAUGGCCAAGUGCAAGGGGAGGAGCAGGACCACGAGUUGGAUGGAUGCGGGGCCUCGGUCGAGGACGGAGUGCCAACGUCCAGCUCCGACUGCGGAUCGGAGCCAGGAGCGGACACAAAACACGAGGAAGGGUCCGGGAUCGAACGGGGACCCCGGUUCCCGUGGCUUUGGGGCUUCGCCGAGGCGUCGGCGGCAACGGUGGGCGUCACGGACGUGACCGUCACGGACGUGACCGUCACGGACGUGACGACGAACCUGCUCACCGUCACGGUGCGCGAGUCUCUGUGCGAACGCGGGUUUUUCAGGAGCAGACCCAUGUAGCCGGGGGGAGGGGGGGGGGGGGAAGGGGGACUCACUGGUAGAGAGUGGUGGCACGUGACUGUUGAGAACGAGGCGUGCACGAUUUCCCAGACCUGUGCGUCCCACUCCCCCGCACCCACACACUUGGCUGAGCCGAGUUCGACACGGUGGCGUGAAACUAAUCGAGAUGGCUCACGCUGGGGGCCCGACAACUGGCCGUUAGCAUCAUCCGUGCACGCCUCCCUCGGAGAGCUGAAUUCUUCCGCGAGGUGCUGUGGCCGCCUAAGCUCGUCGCUGGAUGCGAAGAGCAUCUCUCGUCUGUCUCGCGUGUGGUGGCCGCCAGUCUGUGUGCGCUGGAGGGGAAGGGGACAGAAGUCCUGGUCGCUGGCAGAGAAACCCUCUCUUCUACCCUCAUCUUGUGUACAUGUGGAGGGGGCUGCCGCACACACAGGCAGCUACUUGGCAAGGCACAGGCGGGCUGCCGAGUUAGCAGAGCACCGGGGAUGGAGACCAAAGUCGGGUCGCAUCGCAGGACGCACGUGUGGCCAAGCUGAAGACAAGACGUGCUACUAACCCACUGGCCGCUCCACACACUAGUAUCCGCAGCCUAAGCGCCAUCAAACGCCAUGUGCCCAGUGAAGUCAUCUCCCUGUGCAGCUUCAAACCGAAUUAGAUACGAAUGAAACACUUCUGAGGACAAACGCAUGCUGCAAAGCGUUACAAGUUAGCCAUGCGUAUGCAUGCUUUUUCUUCCUUUGUUUUCACAUUAAUGAACCGUGCACAACUCGUGCGAGACAGCCUGUGCGUGUUAACCACUGCGAAGCAGCUCCACGUAAAUUUCGGGGUGUUUGUCUUGCUUAGAUGCACUCAUUAUUUAUAACAGUUGCUGCGCACGGCACAACAUGCCAUGUGGUCAGCGGCAAACAAAUAGCACAACGUUGGAAUAGACGAGAGGUCAUACAUUUCCUGAAUUGAGAGGCGUUAUAAGAAUUUGGGGGGGGGGGGGAAGAGACGGGAGUGACAUCCACAGCUAGGCAGCGAGGGAAGAAGUUUUACAGUCAACCCUCGAUUAUCCAGAGUAACGAGGUGGAGGGAGGGAUGGAUGUCUCGGAUAACAAUACAAAAACAUGGAUAAUGCAAAACUCUGUAAAUUAAGACUAAAACAACAUAUGUAUUGCUUGACUAUGUAGAACGGGAGUGAAGACGUAGAAUGUCGUAAUCUGGUUGUUGUUUUUUUUGCUUGUUAAAGUAAUUCGUUUGCGGUCCGGUGGGCAAUGAGUGACUGACCGGUGGAGAGUAAAAAGCAGCGAGUAAUGGAACCAGUGCACAUGCACGCGAAAAAGGUGCCGAUUGAGCACGGUUAGUCCGCAACCUGGCUAACCUGCCCACGGAUAAUUAAUUCAACUGCAUUCGAAUUAACGAUGCGAAUGGGGGUUUCCCCAAGCUCCCAGCAAUGGGUGGUCUCUCAGAGUCUCUCCGACACCUGGAUGAUGUCCAAGAGCAGGAACAUGGGAAGGGAGGGAGCGUGGCCAGAAGUGAAGGUGACAAGAGAGGCUCAUUGGGACGACACUGGGACACCAACAGUGUUCACAAAAAGUAAAGCAAAAAAAAAGGGGGGCACCCUGAGCAAAGCGACAAGAGGUGCGGCUAGGGUUAGAGCCAGGAUCGGGGCUCAUUUUUCAGAAUCGCAAGCUGACUUCAGCUGACCUCUGGGUGCUACUUCAAUGUUUAUCUAGGUAACCCACACUCUGUCGUACUGCCUGGAGAGAAAUGCCUGUGGAUUUAUACGAUUAAGUGAGCUAGUUUUUAGCUUAAUUUGUGACACCAAGUGUCAAUUUAGAACGCAGAGGAUUGACUUUUUUAAAAUAAUUAAUACGCUGCAAAAGCACAUCGUGUAGUUAUUGCGAAAAAUGGCGAGAAUAAGUUGAUGCAAUUUUAUGAGAUUAAUGCUGUCAUUGUGAAUUGGGUUAACUUAAUUUGAACUGAACGCAGCCGCAAAUGUGAAGGUUAUAGACCAGGGGUGGGGAACCUUUUCGUUACAGAGGGACCUUUAGCGGGCGACCACACAUUAACACUCCACUCAGCCACUACCACCACUAACAUAAACCCUUGCAGUCACAAGUGAUUGAGCGCGCUAAAUUUUCAACACACUGUUUGAGGCUUUGCCAGAUCAAACAUGUUUCCCUAUAGUACCCAAUUAGUGCAGCUAAGCUGCGUGCCGCGACCGAAAAACAUCGUUUGCCGGCACGUUUCGGAAGUGGUUGGCUUUCCGGGUGCCCACCGGCCAUAUAUAUGUCGAGGUGCCAUGUGAAACAAAGUCAUGCCAGUAGGCCUUGGGUUCCCUACCCCUGUUAUAAUAGAAGUAUGGGCGUCAAACCUGAGCACUUUAGCACGCUUGUGCCCUGUUGUUGGUUUUUUGUAAUUAAAAUAAAAAUGCCAUUUAUACAGGAAA